AUGAAUAAAAAAAAUAAUAAUUUUAAGUAUUUAUUUUUAAUAAUAAUAAAUUUAUUUUUAAAAACUGCAAGUGCAGCAACAAAAAAUGGUUUAGAUGUGAACCAAUAUAACUGUAUGGUGGAUCUUUUUACAUCAAAUCAAAUUUUGAACCAGGUUAAUUUGGCAAACCUUAAUUAUAAUUUUUGUGAUUUUGUUAAAGGAUUUCAAUGUAAUACUGCUACUUAUUUUAUUGAAAAAGUAACAUUAAAUUAUCCUAUAGGACAAGUUCCCAUACCAUUAAUUACAACUAGUUUUGCAUGUAUACCAACAAUGACUCAAUUAGUAAUAAAUAAUUUCGAUGUUGGAUCUUUCAUAUCAACAAAUAAUGUUAAAUUACAAAGAUUGGAAUUAAAUAAUUGUACAAAAUUAUAUCCAUUGCCAGUUUUAAGUUCAAUUAUUGAAGAUGUUUACAUUUUUAAUAAUGAUAAUUCGCACAAUGAGAGUAGAGUGUCAAUUGAUUUUUCAAGUAUUAUAAAUUUAAGAUCAUUUACCUUGGUUGAUUAUACAAGAAAUGUGUCAUAUACAAGAUUAAUAGGUAUACCAACAACUUUUAAAUUAUCUUCUUUAACAACACCUGUUGCAGAAAUACCAAUUUUAACAAAUAUGAACUUGACACUUUCAAUUUUCUUUAAUAAUUAUGUAAAUAGAAAUUCAUUUAUAAAUUUUAAUACAUUCAAUUUAAUAAGUUCUCUUACUUUAUCAUCUUAUUCUCCAAAUACAUUAAUACCAUUUCCAUUUGAUUUACAAAAUAUACCAACUGGUGCUCCACUUACACUAUUUAUUUCUCAUGUUUGUUUUGAACCAAUAGUUUCAAAUACUUCUGAUGAUUAUUUUGCAGAUUUUUCAAAUCUUAAAAAAUUAAUUUUAUUUGGUGCUUUGUGUAACAGUAAACAACCAUUACAAAAAUCAUAUUUUCCAAUUAAAAAACUUCAAGAUGGGCCAACCCAAUAUUUUUAUUUUGAAGGUUACAAUUUUCAUCCAUUUUCAUUUGACAUAUUUUCAACUGUUGCCGUAUUAUAUUUAACACAUAAUAAUUUAACAGGUGUAAUUCCAAUUAAAAAAGCAAUUGAACAAGAUGUAGAUUUAUCAAAUAAUCAAUAUAUAGGUCGUUUAGAUGAUUCAUAUUGUACUUCAUAUGUCAAUGUAAGUAAUAAUGUAGGAAUAAAUGAUAUCCCAACUUGUUUUUCUUGUCAUUGGAGUAGUUUUAUGCAACCAUAUUUCCGGAAUAUAAGUUUUGUAAAUUCAAAUCAAUGUAAUAGUAUUAUUCCAAAUUUAAAGGUUGAAACUGAUGGACUUAUUAUAUUGUAUGGUAAAGAUCUUGGUUUUUCAAACAUUGAUUUUGAAACUACACCAUCAUUAAUUUGGAAAAGAAUUCCAUCCUCAAAAGGUACAUCAUUUUCUGCAAAUUAUUCAUCAAUUGCUAAUUUUGGGUCAUUGUCAACAAUGGAUAUUCUAUACUAUUAUCCAAAUAAGAUUUAUACAGUUUCAUUAUCUCCAAUGUUUCCAGAAAUUUAUAAAGUGAAAGUAGUUUCACAAGAUACAUUCGACAUUUAUGGUAAAUUCUUUACAUAUAAUAUUACAGAUGUGUCAAUUGAAAUUGGUGAUUUAAUUCAACCAUUAAUUUGUUAUGUAUCAUAUACAAGUUUUGAUUAUAUUAGUUGUUCAUUGGAAAAUAUAUUAUCAUUAUUAAUUGAAUCACAACCACCAGUAUUUGAAACAAAUGUUAUACCAAUAGAUGAUAAUUCAGGUAUUACAAUAAAAUUAUCAUCAAUUAAAGUUUCUAUUGGUUCAUUAAGUUCAAAAGUUUAUUUUACAAAUACUGUUGGAGUGGAGAGUAAUAAUAGUUGUAUUGCUUCUUGUCCAGUUGGACAAUAUUGUAGUUUAAAUUCUGCUACUUGUGUAGUACCUGACCCACUCCCAACCUCACCACCACCAGGUAAUUGUAAAAAUAAUUGUUCAGGUAAUGGUGUUUGUUUAGCUGCUUCAAGUCUAUGUGUAUGUAAUGCAGGGUUCUCAGGUGAAGAUUGUUCAGGUAAAUUUUGUUCAAGUAGUUGUAGUGCAGAUUUAUCACCUUCUCAAGGUUUAUGUAACAAUGUAAAUGGUGAAUGUGAAUGUUUUAAAUAUUACACUGGUUCAAAAUGUGAAUUGCCAAAUCACUUUGUUUCAUCAAAUGUACCAUGUUCUAUCAAUGGUGGUACUGUAUUAUUAUAUGGUUGGUUUGGUACUAAUAAUACAAACGUUUUAGUUCAUAUUGGUGAUGCAAAGUGUAUGAAUGUUAUUGUAAAUUCAUCUCAAAUACAAUGUACUAUUGAAAAGGGUUCCAUUGGUAUAAAGUCAAUUAAUGUAACUCAAAAUUCAAUAGUUUGGUAUGCCAAUAAUGCUUAUGAAUAUAUAAAUCCAGUUAAACAAUGUUCAAUUCCAAAUUGUAAUAAUCAUGGUACAUGUAAUCAAAAUACAGGUAAAUGUGAAUGUAGUAAACCAUAUAGUGGCUAUGAUUGUUUAGCUUUUGACCAAGCAAAUUCAGGAGGUACUACCACAUCACCAUCAACACAACCACCUAUUGCAAUACCAGAAUCAAAACCAGUUAUUAAUACUACAACAGGUUCAGCAGAAAUUACAAAUGAACAAACCAAUUAUAAAAUAUUAUUAAAAUCAAUUGUUGAAUUAGAUUUUUCAAAUAAUGUAGUUUUUGAAUAUAUAUUGGAUGGAAAAUGGUCACUUUCAGCUUCAAAAAAUGGUGAUUCAGUUGUAACAAAUUUCACACAAACCAUUAAUAAUACAACUAAAAUAACUUCGAGUAUUGAAGAUUUAUCAUCAGAUAAGAAUUUUACAUUUGCAGGUAUUGAUUUCACUGUUAAAAGUGGAUCUGUUAAAGUAUCUGUUGAAAUUUUAAAUUGGUCAUUCUUAAAUUCAUUAAAUACACUUCAAUUAAGAAUGGAAUCAUUAGUUUCAAAUGAUGGUGAUGAUAAAAAUAAUAUAAAUAAAUGUAAUUUAGAAAAUGAUGAAACUAAUGUAUCAAGUGAUCAAAAUCCACUUCAAUUUAAUAGUAAUUUAAAUAAUGUUAAAAUUGAAAGGAAUGCUAAAAUUCUAUACGGUAGAUUCUUAAAUAGAGCAUUAUCAGAUGGUAGACCAACAUUCAUAACAAAUCAAAUCGUAUCAAAUUCAUCAAAUUCGUUAAUAGUAGGCAUUAACCUACCACAUUGUAACAGCGAAUGUGUAAUUGAUCCAGACUUUUCAGUAUUAGUUUCAUCAGAUUUUAAAUCUGCAGAUUCUUGUUCUCCUCAUUCCGAAGACUCCAAUAGAAAGUGGGUAUUACCAGUUUCAAUUGUUGUCAGUGUUUGUUAUGAUUUAUCGUAA
Messenger RNA from Dictyostelium discoideum AX4, 3396 nucleotides. RefSeq lists its product as hypothetical. The record is from RefSeq and is a predicted model, not a curated record. Lineage: Eukaryota; Evosea; Eumycetozoa; Dictyosteliales; Dictyosteliaceae. The transcript has 7 exons. Bases 1 to 3396 code for a protein of 1131 amino acids.